UUUUUGAAAAAUAAUAUUUUCAGGAAGAAUGCAAACUUUAAAAAGUGGGCCGAAUUGAAAUUAAUAAUUUUCUCUUGGGGAAUUUGGCCCAACACCCCUAUUUUGAAGGCCCUGAUAAAAAUUACCCUUCCCGUUUCAAACUUUUUUUAUUUACCCACCUCUUUUUCAUUAUUCCAACCAUAGCCUUCUUUCUUCUCCUACUUCUGUUCACAGUCCACAUUAUUCCAACUAGACUCUGGUCCUCUUGCUUGCCCUCUUCCUCAGCCUCAUCUUCCACCCAAUCUCCAUGAUCGUCUUGUCUUCGUUGCCUGGCUCUUCCUCUAUUUUUCCCGUGAUUACCCUCUCAUUCUACUCGGUUUCGCCAUCGUCGACUGGAUCAUUGUGGUGGGGCUUGGGGUGGUCACCGUUGUGGAUGAAAAUAAAGCAGAGAAAGAAUGUAAACUUUAAAAAGUGGGCCAAAUUGUUCGAAGCCGUGCCAGUUAAGGCCCAUAAGGCAAACCAAACCGAGCAUUCGGCCGCCGAGCUGAAGUCUCAGAGUCACAGUCCAGCUGGACAGGCUCCUAUAAAGCCGCGAGUGACAUCGGGGCGCGGCUUGCAGUGUCAUUUUCCAGAUCAAAGGAGGGUUUUAAAAGCGGUCAGCGAGACUAGGGUUUUAGAGGAAGCAUACAACUCUCUGUGA
Ziziphus jujuba (common jujube) is the source of this 679-nucleotide messenger RNA. RefSeq lists its product as uncharacterized. The transcript is spliced from 3 exons. Lineage: Eukaryota; Viridiplantae; Streptophyta; Magnoliopsida; Rosales; Rhamnaceae. Bases 287 to 679 code for a protein of 130 amino acids. The record is from RefSeq and is a predicted model, not a curated record.